AUGGCAGAGAAUUAUGCCAAAGCAACAAAUCUUUCAAAAGAAGAAAUUUUCAAAAAAGUUCUACAAAGCAUAAAUUCAACUCUUCAAUCAAUGGGCAAAGAUAUCAAAGAUUUCAAUAUUUGCUCUGACAACAUGAUCUCAUCUGAUAUUCGAGAUACCUGCCGCGAAAUUGAAGAAAAAAUGAAUAUUGUUGUUUCUGAAGCUGAUUACCAGUCUAUUUCCCUAUUAUCCUCAGAACAAAAAGUAGCAUUUGACAAAAUCUUAAAUAGGGUCUACUCAGGAAAUCAAGGGUGUUUUUUCAUAGAUGGUCUUGGAGGCAUUGGUAAGACCUUUUUAUACAAGGCAUUGUUGGCAACAAUUAGAUUCAAGAAUUACAUUGCUCUUGCAACAACAAUAUCUGGAGUAACAGCCUCUAUUCUCCCAAGAGAUGAGGCACCUAUGGCCAAGAGGCAAAACAUUGAGGCAUUGAAUGAUAUGCUGAAGGAUAUCAAUGAGUCAAAAUUACUCUUUGGAGGCAAAGUUGUAGUUUUGGAUGGUGAUUUUCGACAAAUACCACCAGUCAUUCCCAAAGGAACAAAAUAUGAUUCAAUUGAUGCUAGCUUGGUCAAUUAA
Camellia sinensis is the source of this 612-nucleotide messenger RNA. The record is from RefSeq and is a predicted model, not a curated record. Lineage: Eukaryota; Viridiplantae; Streptophyta; Magnoliopsida; Ericales; Theaceae.